AACAGCAUUUCAUUACCGCAUCCUGUUUUUGAGACAUCCCUGAGACAUCCCUUUUCCGGCCAAAGGAAAAAAUGAUAAUGGAGGAAGGGGAAAUUUCUCUCCCUACUCAAUCAUCUCAUUACAGCUUUAUAAGCCCUGACCAUUGACCAGAGAUAUCAGAAACCACCACCUCUGCUCCCGCAUAUGUAUGUACACUACUCCUCCUCCCCCUCCUCCUCCUCCUCCUCAAGGUUUACUAGUAAGCCGAAUAAGGGCCUAAGCAUCUGCAUAUAUACUCCACUUAGUACUAAAGAAAAAACAGAGAGCGAUAACUGAUAAAAUGUCAAAAACGGGGGCGGCAAUGCAUGUGAAAUCGGACUCGGAGGUGACGAGUAUAGAUCAGGCCUCAACGCCUCCCCGGUCGCCGAGGAGGCCGCUUUACUACGUGCAGAGCCCAUCUCAUUCCCACCACCACAAUGACGUCGACAAAAUGUCUUACGGCUCCAGCCCCUUUGCUUCCCCGGCUCACCCCCACUGCCACUACAACUACCAUUACCCCCAUUAUCACUGCUCUCCCAUCCACCACUCCCGCGAGUCCUCUACUUCCAGAUUCUCUGCCAAAUUUCCUGCUUUGGGCUGGAGGAGGAUUCAGACCAGCUGCCGCCUCGACGACGACGACGACCACCGCCAAGCCGAGAAGGAGGACGAUGACGACCAACACCACCCUGAUGACGAUGAGUGGGACGGUAGCAAGGCCCACCUCAAAUUCUACGUUCUCUGCUUUCUCCUUUGCUUCCUGGUUUUGUUCACCAUCUUCUCAUUGAUUCUUUGGGCUGCGAGUGCUUCUUACCACCCCAAAACCUUCGUCAAGAACAUUGUGUUUGAGAAUUUCAACGUACAAGCAGGGAUGGAUAGGACCGGGGUACCAACGGAUAUGUUGACUUUGAAUUCAACAGUGAAAAUAUUCUUCAGAAAUCCAGCGACUUUCUUCGGCGUACACGUCACUGCCACACCUCUUCAACUUUACUAUUACGACCUCAAGGUUGCUUCUGGUCUGAUGAAGAAGUUUUAUCAGUCAAGAAAGAGCCAACAAAUAGUAAUGGUUGUCGUUCAAGGUUACCAAGUUCCUCUUUAUGGUGGAGUGCCAGUUUUGAGCGGAGCCAAGGGUCACCUUGAGAGUGCAUCAGUGCCCCUUAACCUGACUUUCAAAAUGAGGUCAAGGGCUUAUGUUUUGGGAAGGCUGGUGAAGCCAAAGUUUUACAGAAGCAUCAUAUGUGCUGUAACUCUGAGAGGCAAUCAUCUUGGAAAGCCUGUUAAUCUUACAAAUUCCGAUAAGUGUGUUUACAAAUAGGUGAUUGGGCUUAUGUUUUUCAAUUAUUUCUUUUGGGGAUUGAUUGACAAAUUAGUGGAGCAUAGAUCUGCUUUUCUUAGUUUUCGCUGGAAUGUAUAUGCAUUGACUCUACUGACGAAGGAUACCUUUGUAUCAGAGGAAUUGGUGACCUUACUUCAGUCUUGUAGUACAUGUUCUGACAUUAAGUUUAAAUGUAUUCUUUUGGU
Coffea eugenioides is the source of this 1536-nucleotide messenger RNA. RefSeq lists its product as uncharacterized. The record is from RefSeq and is a predicted model, not a curated record. The transcript is spliced from 3 exons. Bases 320 to 1330 code for a protein of 336 amino acids. Lineage: Eukaryota; Viridiplantae; Streptophyta; Magnoliopsida; Gentianales; Rubiaceae.